Messenger RNA from Sarcophilus harrisii (Tasmanian devil), 915 nucleotides. Its product is annotated as arylacetamide deacetylase-like. Gene Ontology annotation, cellular component: cytosol. NCBI's taxonomy places the organism in Eukaryota, Metazoa, Chordata, Mammalia, Dasyuromorphia, Dasyuridae. Gene Ontology annotation, biological process: triglyceride catabolic process. The record is from RefSeq and is a predicted model, not a curated record. Gene Ontology annotation, molecular function: triacylglycerol lipase activity; sterol ester esterase activity.
AUGGGACUUAAAAGUGUGUGCCUUAUGAUUUCUUGUGCUCUUCUGGCUUGGUAUAUGCAUACAACUUACUCAGCAAACUGUGAACAAUCCUGGAAGAUAAGGAUGAUUCAUUCUUUUAUUGAAACUUCUCAACUUAUGCUACCGACCAGCUCCAAAACAUCCCAUCCAACUCAUUGGAAUGAUGCUUAUGAUUUUGUGAAACAUUUCCUACAACCUGAAACUCUUGCCAAAUUUGGGGAUCCAACCAGAAUCUGCAUUUCAGGAGACAGUUCUGGGGCUAGCUUAGCAGCAUCUAUGACAAUGCAGAUCAUGAGUGACCCUGAUAUUGCCAUUAAGCCUAAAAUUCAGGUUUGAAUUUACCCCGGCUUGCAAAUGCUUGACACAGACUUGCCAUCCUAUAGGGAAAAUGAAUUUGGUGUAAUGUUAACCAAAACUUUGGCAAUAAAAAUUAUGAGAGACUAUUAUACCACUGAUGAAUCCCUAGAGCAAGGCAUGAAGACUAACCAACAUAUACCUGCUGAAUAUAGCCAUCUCUUCAAGCUUGUCAACUGGAGUACCCUACUUCCUGAGAGGUUUAAAAAAGGCCAUGUGUAUAACAACAGAAUUUAUGGAAAUUCUGAAAUGGUAGAAAAGUUUCCAGGGAUCGUAGAUCCUAAAACAAACCCAUUGAUAGCCAAUGAUUCAAUAUUAAGCCUUCUACCACUAACAUACAUACUCACAUGUCAACGUGAUGUCUUAAGAGAUGAUGGGCUCAUGUAUGUUUCCUGCCUACGCAGCAAUGGAGUCCAAGUGUUCCAUGAACACAUUGAGAAGGGCUUCCAUGGGUCUUUUUUGUUCAUUACUUGGCCACUUAAUUUAGAUCUUAGUCUGAGAUUAAGAGAUAAUGCAAUUAGUUGGAUAAAUGAUAAUUUAUAA